Messenger RNA from Didymosphaeria variabile, 1431 nucleotides. RefSeq lists its product as uncharacterized. The record is from RefSeq and is a predicted model, not a curated record. Bases 1 to 1431 code for a protein of 476 amino acids. Lineage: Eukaryota; Fungi; Ascomycota; Dothideomycetes; Pleosporales; Didymosphaeriaceae. The transcript has a single exon.
AUGCCAUCUGUGCGAGACAUUUUGUUGCCUCCUGAACUGACCGACUUCUUCUUCCCUGAUAACGAUGAAACAGAGGUCUUCCCAGCCAUCUUCCUCUACACCAUUUGGCCCAUCUUGCUAGUGCUGAUCUACCCUACUCUGUGUGUCGUGUUCCUCAUCGAGGGAAUCGUUGAGGUUGUUUUCGUUUGUUGGCUGAAGACCAGAAGACUGCUUCGCCACCAGUACCUCUCCGCAGAAAGAGAACCAUUGCUUGUGCAAGAAAAUCGCAUAGAGCACGCAAUCCGCCCACGACCCCUAGAGACUGGCGGGUAUCUCGCAAUCGAUAUUGCAGCCGUCGACAUUUCCACGCUGAAAAAUGGAGCUCUGAUUCCCUCGUUACCACGUCGCUUCAUCCAAUUUCCCGUGGAAGAUCCAUUUCAGGUCGCAGUCCUAAGCUGGCGCUGGGACUUCUCGCAGUCAAAUGCAUCUUCGUCGGAUCGAUCUUUGAAUGUUGGGCACGCCAUCAAAUAUGCCAAGGCCCACGGGAUUCUUUUCCUCUUCAUCGACAUCAUCUCGCUAGACCAGACACUCCCGACCGGGGAGCUCAUUCAACAUGUUGCGCGCUUCGGCGACUUAUACACGACUAUACCGGUCAUUGUAGCCUACGAUGAUAUACGCCUGGAUUUCGACUACAUCAUGCUCCGUCCAUGGAUCUUUAGCGAGAUAAAAAAGUUGCUGUAUAACCCGUACAAGAUUGUGUACGUUGGGCAUCUUCGCCAAGGAACGUACGUACACAAGAGCGUGCUCCAUUGGUGGCUUGGACGCGUGCCACGAAGUCGGAUGACUGAGACGAGUUUCGUCGAGCAGCUACGGAAAGUGUGGGUAGCGGACUUUGUCACACCUGUUCUAGAACUACUGAACGGGCACAUCAGCAUGGCGGAUAUUCACGACUUCAAGUUCAUCAUUCCGCCGCUAUGGGGAAUAUUUACCGCUGCGGAAAGCUUGCCACCAAGCGACUAUCUCCUGACUGUGGCUUUACUACUCUCCGCUUCAUCGUAUGGACGCACUCGGGAGUACGUCGUCGAAGGUGCCUUUCUGACCCUACCGUACACCAAAUUUCAGAUCAAGUCUCUCGUCACAAACAAGGAGAGGACUAUAACGGAUAUGGAUGAAUUUAUGGUUAAGCGCGUUGAACAUACCGAAGUGCAUGAGAUCUGUGCUGGUAGCGUAAAGCUCGCCACAUUUGAGUAUCGCCACGAACGCUGGAGGAAAUCGCUGGUUCCACGAUAUACGGUCACACUAGCUCCUGACAUGGAAAAGGGUAUAUUUGCAAUGCUCGAGCUAGGGCCAGAAGCUCGUUCUCUUUAUCUGGGACUUGAGAUUGAGCGGGUCGCGAUGCUUGGGGACCACGAUUCGAUUAGAAAUCUGAACGUUGCAGUGGUUGAGCAAUGA